This is a messenger RNA of Coccidioides posadasii C735 delta SOWgp, 963 nucleotides long. RefSeq lists its product as uncharacterized. Lineage: Eukaryota; Fungi; Ascomycota; Eurotiomycetes; Onygenales; Onygenaceae. Gene Ontology annotation, molecular function: signaling receptor activity. Gene Ontology annotation, biological process: intracellular zinc ion homeostasis. Gene Ontology annotation, cellular component: membrane. The record is from RefSeq and is a predicted model, not a curated record.
AUGGAAAGAUUGAGGGCUGAGGUAUCAGCUGUGCAACGCCGCCAAGUUACCAUCCAAACAGAGGCAGAAUCAGCGGAUGGGACAGUCACAGCAACAAAGGUCGUGAAAACAACUGUCAGGACCGUUCACUGGGAUGAUCUACCGCAUUGGCUCCGCGACAACCAGCACAUCCACACUGGCUAUCGGCCUGCCUCCGAGUCUUUUGUGAAAAGCUUCAAAUCGCUAGCCUACAUUCACAAUGAGACAGUGAACAUCUACUCCCACCUUUUUCCAGCUCUCCUAUCCAUCCCUCUCUCCUUCACCAUCUACAGAGCCAUUUCCGCCCGAUAUGAGACCGCAAACCAUGCAGAUGUAACUGCUUUUAGCUGCUUCUUUGCUGGUGCAGCGUUUUGUCUUGGGAUGAGCGCCCUCUACCAUACAAUUUCCAACCACUCUCCGCUGGUGGCGUACAUCGGCAAUGCAUGCGACUAUGUCGGGAUCGUGGGCCUCAUCACCGGUAGUUUCAUCCCCAGUAUAUAUUACGGUUUCUACUGCAUGCCAAAUCUGCAAAUACUUUACUGGUCGAUGAUCUGUGCGUUAGGCCUCGGCUGCGCCAUCGUUUCCACGAUUCCUCGUUUCCGAACGCCCGCCUGGCGACCGUUUCGAGCGACGAUGUUCGUUUCAAUGGGACUGUCUGCUGUGUUUCCUCUCGUACACGGGGUUGCCGUCUUUGGAUUCGCACAGAUGCGUUGGCAGAUUGGGCUCUGGUGGUUGCUGCUGCAGGGGUGCUUGUAUAUUCUAGGUGCAGCGAUCUAUGCGAUGCGGGUUCCAGAGAGGCUGUGGCCCGGGAAAUUUGAUAUUCUCGGACAUUCCCAUCAGAUCUUCCAUGUCCUGGUCGUGCUGGCGGCGUAUGCGCACUUAACGGGGUUGCUGGAGGCGUUCGACUAUCGGCAUAGCGGUAUUGCGCCUGCUUGCGCUGGUUGA